GGGCCAUUGAAGUGCGUGAAACCUUCAUUCGACACACUGUUUAAUCAGCAGGUGUCUCGCUUUGAUAAUACUUAAAAGCAAAGUUGGUGCAUCGGUAAUCCAGUCUGUAUUUGUCUGCCCCGGUAACUCGAGUACUCUGAAAUAAGUUAGUAAAAGAAAUCGUUUUUACGCCGAAUAUGGCGUGUGUGAAAUUCCUCAUUAUUGCGGCAGCGCUCUUCGGCUGUGCCAACGCUAAAUUCGUCUGGGAGCCUGACACCAACAACGACUUCCCUGCCGUAACUAAAAAGUUCGUCUUUGUUUCACACACUUUACAGAUGCCAAUGCCUGUGCCGCCCACCCCUCCCCAACUCCCGUUCGCCCCAUUCCCUCCUUUCCCAAACUUUGCUCCUUUCCAACCGAUCCCACCAAUCCAGCCGUUCGCACCUAAUGCUUUUAAUUUCCCGAUGCCCCAUAUAAUAACCGCUGACGAGAUUAAGAAUGCGAAGCCAGGACCGAACGGCGUGUACAACGGUGUGAUGGUGUCGUCAAACAGCAACUCAUACAUAGACAAGGACGGGAAUGUCGUGAAAAAGGGAGGCACUGCGGCCCUCAUCAACCAGGAUGGAAAGGUGCAGGAGUUUGAACAGGGCAAUGCACCACCUGAUAUCAACAAACCUAUCCAGGUCAAGCCGCUGUGGUGAAGUACCCUCUAUUUCCCCCACACUACCCAAUAACAUAACACAACACUGCUACUUAUACUAUUCAACAUUAACAUUAACAUUUUUAUUUUGACUACAAAGACGAACUCUU
This is a messenger RNA of Cydia strobilella, 789 nucleotides long. Its product is annotated as seroin-like. The coding region runs from base 177 to 680 and encodes 167 amino acids. NCBI's taxonomy places the organism in Eukaryota, Metazoa, Arthropoda, Insecta, Lepidoptera, Tortricidae. The record is from RefSeq and is a predicted model, not a curated record. The transcript has 5 exons.